This is a messenger RNA of Parathielavia appendiculata, 2370 nucleotides long. Its product is annotated as DUF254-domain-containing protein. Lineage: Eukaryota; Fungi; Ascomycota; Sordariomycetes; Sordariales; Chaetomiaceae. The transcript has a single exon. Gene Ontology annotation, cellular component: fungal-type vacuole membrane; Mon1-Ccz1 complex. Gene Ontology annotation, biological process: vesicle-mediated transport; protein targeting to vacuole. Bases 257 to 2164 code for a protein of 635 amino acids. The record is from RefSeq and is a predicted model, not a curated record.
ACCUUAUCUUAUCGGUGCUACUUGUCGUCAUACCUAGGUAAUCCAUCUUUGACGGUCCGCAAAGCUCUCGGGUUCCCUCUGACCAACCUGAUUCUGCCGUAUCAAUGGAUCGGUGAUCAAUUGAAUCAUUUCUUUGCGUUCCGCUGACAUGGGACAUCUGCGCUUCAGAAAACUACAGGAGGGCGCUUAAUUUUUCUGGGCACCAAUACAUGGUCACAUACGAUGCGGAGACGGACCUUAAGGCGGUGUAUCGACAAUGCCCCCGGAAGUCGACGCCGAAGACAACAAUUGCGGCGCGCACGAGGUAACAUCGUCGCCAACGCCUCCGCCUCUCCCACCCCGUCGGAGACAGCCAAGCGAGGGUCCUGUCCAGGUAGCCCCUUCUCAGUCGAAGCCCACCACAGCCCUCUCCUCCAUCGACAUCUCGACUCUAUCUUUCCCAGACGGUUCUCGCGGCACCUUCUCCACGAGCGCAACUCGCGCCGUUUCCACCCCGAAUGCCAGCGGAUAUGUUACUCCCAGUCGAGAUGCGGCGGCAGGCAGCGACCUUGCCGAUUCUAUGAGCGUCAUGAGUUUCGCGCCGACAAUGCGACCUCAUGGUGACCUCGCCAGCCUAGUAGCCGGCGGACUCAACAGGAAGAGCCGGGCCUGGAACUUGUUGAGGUCGCAGACAGAGACUGUUCCGCCGUUUGAACGUAUUGAACUCGGCGCCGCUGGUGGCCUAGACGGGUUUGAACGAGAGUUCGACGCGAUCCCAGACAACGCAACCGACGACGUCAGGCUGGCCAUUUUCAAAUCGAAGAUGAAGCACUACAUGAUCCUGUCAUCUGCGGGAAAACCCAUAUACAGCCGGCACGGCGAUUUAAGUCUCAUCAACUCGUACAUGGGCGUGGUACAAACGAUCAUAUCGUUCUAUGAAGGGGCUGACAACCCUUUACUGGGUUUCACAGCUGGCAACGCACGAUUCGUCGUUUUCAUUGAAGGGCCCCUCUACUUCGUAGCCAUCAGCAGGCUAGGCGAAAGCGAUUCCCAGCUCAGAAGUCAGCUAGAAGCCUUGUACAUGCAGAUACUGUCCACCCUGACACUUCCCACGCUUCAGAAGAUAUUCGUUCACCGCCCGUCCACCGACCUGAGAAAACCCCUGGAGGGGACCGAGUCGCUGCUGUCUUCUUUGGCUGAUGGCUUCACCAAGGGUUCCCCUUCGACGCUUCUUGGGGCGCUUGAAUGCCUGAGGAUGAGAAAAUCGCAGCGCCACGCAAUCAAUAACGUCUUCCUCAAGAUCCGCAGCGAGAAGCUACUCUACGGACUCAUCGUGGCCGGAGGCAGACUGGUCAGCGUUAUCCGGCCGCGGAAACACUCAUUGCACCCAAGCGAUCUCCAAAUCAUCUUCAACAUGCUCUUUGAAUCAGGUGGCAUCAAGGCCGGAGGCGGGGAAAGCUGGAUUCCCCUCUGUCUCCCGGCCUUCAACAAUCGCGGGUACCUUUACAUGUACGUGAGCUUCUUUGACGAAAGACCAGACACAACUUUUCCGUCCGAGUCGUCGCAAGAGCCCGGUGCAUCAGACAACGAUAACAACGGGUACGACGGCGACGACAGCAAGGAGGAAGACGAAAUCGCCCUGAUUCUCAUCUCCCCGGACAAAGAAUCGUUCUACGACCUCAAAGAAAUGCGCGACAAGUUCGCUGCCCAGCUCACGAAAACCGGUUACCUCUCCCUCAUCCGCUCCGUCGCCGCCGAAGGGCGUCCCAAGAUCCAAGCCAUCGCCCCGGGCACCCAGAUUUCCCAUUUUCUCUACAAGUCGCGCGCAAACGUGCAGUUUUGCAUGUCCUCCUUACUCGAACCCCACACAGCGCCAUCAUCAUCAACAGCAACAGCGGCGGCGGCCUCGGACACCGCCGACAAGAUGCUCGCCCGUCGGCGGCUGAUGACGCUGUACCAUGAGCUGCACGCCGCCAUGCACGCCAAGCACGCGCAUCUGAAAGUCCUGCAUGCCGUGCGCGAGGACGCGGCGAGUCUGGCGUGGAUCACGCCCGUCUUUGAGUUCUACUGCAUCGCGGGGCCUAAUGUCUCGCGCGCCGCUAUGGCGCAGGGAGCGAAUCGGGUGAUUCAAUGGGCCAAGAGGGAGGAGGAGCGGUUGUUUAUUAUUGGCGGUGGGGUGUUUUAGCGGACGUGUGUUAGUGAGAGAGGUAGUUGGUGGUGAUCCUUGGAUAGAUGCUGAGUCACUUGUCUGCUCUGGCCAUGCACAGCCUGUCUGAUAUACCUACCUGGCUUUUGUUGGAGCAGACCUUCGGUUCAUGCUCUCGUCAUUAAAAUAUACCCUUUGUAUUAACUAUCUUGCUAUGUUAACAGAGAGAAUGACGAGAGCAAAUG